This is a messenger RNA of Salvelinus namaycush (lake trout), 3671 nucleotides long. RefSeq names its product ubiquitin-protein ligase E3A-like. The transcript is spliced from 15 exons. Gene Ontology annotation, biological process: regulation of ubiquitin-dependent protein catabolic process; protein polyubiquitination. Gene Ontology annotation, molecular function: ubiquitin protein ligase activity. Lineage: Eukaryota; Metazoa; Chordata; Actinopteri; Salmoniformes; Salmonidae. The coding region runs from base 150 to 2699 and encodes 849 amino acids. The record is from RefSeq and is a predicted model, not a curated record. Gene Ontology annotation, cellular component: cytosol.
UGUUGACACAAAAUGGUCGAGUAUGUUUUGUGACCCGGGAGUUUAGCAGGCCUAAAAGUUGUACCUUAUCAUUCGGCACGCAGAACAGCUAUUUGAAUAGUACAUAGUAGACCAUUGCCUACAUCAUAGAGGACGCUAAAACAAGCCGAAUGAAGAGAGCGGCUGCAAAGCAUCUAAUUGAGCGCUACUUUCGCCAGUUAACAGAGGGCUGUGGAAAUGGGGCCUGCACGAAUGAGUUGUGUGCUUCGUGUCUUGGUUUUCAACCGCUGGAUCACAACACGGCGGCCAUCAGAGCCCUGGAGCUCUAUAAAAUUAACACCAAACUGUGUGACCUUCACCCCUCCGCUGCCUUCCCUGACAACAACAGUGCCGAGGACACACAACCUGCCUUAUUGGGCGACCGCCACGGGAAGAUGACAGACAACCUGUUUCCCCCUAGGGAAGACUUCAGAGAUGUGCAUUACCUGACCGAGGAGAAGGUGUAUGAGAUCCUGAGUAUCUGUGAGGGUAAGAAGGACUACUCUCCUCUGAUCCGAGUCAUCGGGAGGAUCUUCUCCAGCGCUGACGGUCUGGUGCGGAGCUUCAGGAAAGACAAGGAGCAACACCCCAACACCAAGGAGCAGCGUAAGACCCACCAGGCCAAAGACGAGGACAAGGACGAGGACGACAAGGAGAGAACCACCGCCAUGGAGCAGGAAUCAGAGGCCUCAGCGUCCAUGGAAGGAGCGACGGGAUCGACGGAGAACAGACUGGGUCCUGUGGAGGUCUCAGUGGACAUAGAAGCUGUGAGGAGAGUGUACGACAGACUCCUCUCCAACGAGACGAUGGAAUCAGCCUUCCUCAACGCCCUGGUCUACCUAACUCCCAACGUAGAGCUGGAUCUAACCUAUCUGGACGUGUACGACACCAACCCAGACUACCUGAACAUCUUCGUCAUCGUGAUGGAGAACAGCAGCCUCCACAGCCCAGAGUACCUGGAGAUGGCCAUGCCUCUGUUCUGUAAGUGUAUGAGUAAACUCCCUCUGCCUGCCCUGGCCAAGCUGACGCGCCUGUGGUCUCGGUACAGUGUAGAGCACAUCAGGCGUAUGAUGGAGACCUUCCAGCAGCUCAUCACCUACACGGUGAUCAGCAACGACUACGACAGCGACAGUCUGGUAAACGAUGACGAGGGCGUUGUGGCGGCCACCAAGUGUCUGAAGCUGGUGUUCUACGCCAACGUGCUGGGAGGUGACCUCGAUACGGGCCACAACGAAGAGGAGGAGGAGGAGCCCCCGUCUGAGUCCAGCGAGCUCACCCUGCAGGAGCUCUUAGGGGAGGAGAGGAGGAACAAGAAGGGUCUCCGGGUCGAUCCUCUGGAGAAGGAGCUGGGCGUCAGGACCCUGGACUGCAGACGACCCCUCAUCCCCUUCGAGGAGUUUGUCAACGAGCCGUUGAACGAUGUUCUAGAGAUGGACAAGGACUUUACCUUCUUCAAGGUGGACUCGGAGAGUAAGUUCUCCUUCCAGAGCUGUCCCUUCAUCCUCAACGCCUGCACCAAGAGCCUGGGUCUGUACUACGACAACCGCAUCAGCAUGUACAGCGAGAGGAGGAUCACGGCGCUCUACAGCCUGGUACAAGGGCAGCAGCUCAACCCGUACCUCAGGCUCAAAGUACGACGAGACCACAUCAUCGACGACGCCCUCGUCAGGUUAGAGAUGAUCUCCAUGGAGAACCCAGCGGACCUGAGGAAGCAGCUGUUUGUGGAGUUUGAAGGCGAGCAGGGCGUCGACGAGGGAGGAGUCUCUAAAGAGUUCUUCCAGCUAGUCCUGGAGGAGAUGUUCAACCCUGAUAUUGGCAUGUUUACGUAUGAUGAGUCCACCAAGCUGUUCUGGUUCAACCCGUCCUCUCUGGAGAAUGAGGCCCAGUUCACCCUGAUCGGCAUCGUCCUGGGCCUGGCCAUCUACAACAACUGCAUCUUGGAUGUUCACUUCCCCAUGGUGGUCUACAGGAAACUGAUGGGGAAGAAAGGGACCUAUCUUGACCUGGCAGACUCUCACCCGGUUCAGUACCAGAGUCUGAAGGAGCUGCUGGACUAUGAGGGCGACGUGGAGGAGGACAUGAUGAUCACCUUCCAGAUCUCACAGACUGACCUGUUUGGAGACCCCAUCACUUACGACCUGAAGGAAAACGGGGACAAGAUACCUGUUAAUGUGGACAAUAGAAAGGAGUUUGUGUCUCUGUAUGGCGAUUACAUCCUUAAUAAGAGUGUGGAGCGCCAGUUCAAAGCCUUCAGGAGGGGCUUCCAGAUGGUCACCAACGAGUCUCCUCUCAACUGUUUGUUUAGACCUGAAGAGGUGGAGCUACUCAUCUGUGGAAGCAGGAAUUUAGACUUUCACGCACUUGAAGAAACAACCGAGUAUGACGGAGGCUACAACAAAGACUGUCGCAUUAUCAAAGACUUCUGGGAGACGGUGCAUUCGUUUGGUGAGGAGGAUAAGAGACUUUUCCUCCAGUUUACGACGGGGACUGACAGAGCACCCGUAGGAGGCCUGGGCAAGUUAAAGAUGAUCAUCGCCAAGAACGGCCCCGACACAGACAGGUUACCUACUUCUCACACGUGUUUUAAUGCCUUGCUGCUCCCAGAAUACGACACAAAGGAGAAGCUGAAGGAGAGACUUCUCAAAGCCGUCACUUACGCCAAAGGAUUUGGAAUGUUGUGAAACAAAAACUACUCUGAUAAAAAAAUAAAUACAUUUCAAUGGUUUAAAUGUUUUAAUGGAUACGGAAGGAGUUUUACAAUACAAUGAGACAUGAGUUCAAAUUUUUUAAAGUGGCAUUAUGACAAGGAAGUGUUCCAGUGGUGUGUGCCAAGAUAUCAAUUAGACAAGACACUUUGAUCUACCCCCCCCCCCCCCCCCCUCAGAUCUCUCUAGUGUACAACCUCUCCUUAUUUUCUAGCUUUUUCAAAUAGUUUAAAUCAGUCAGAAUGCUUCACUGGAGCUCGAUUCUUCUACGUGUGUUUAUUAUAGAUGGUUGACGUGUAAAGACAUCUGAAGCAGGUUAUCAUCGUGUCUGAUUUGUUGUGAAAGUGCACUUAACUUAACGCUCUGAAUGUCAGUGAAUGGUAUAUAUAUACAGGACUGUAUACUUCCGUCCGGUGACAUUUUUGUUUGUUUAUGGGAUCGUAAAAGUCUUCGCAGUCAAUAUAUUCUGUCAUCGCCAGCAGUGUUGUCGGUUAAACUUCCUAAAAUGAAAUCCCUCUUCAUAAUGCAUUAUAAGUGCAUUCUUAAUACCUUGUGAGUUAUGCAUUUUAAUACCUGACAUAGGUGCUUAUAGCUGUUCAUAAGCAUCUAUAAUGCAUUAUUAAGAGGGUGUUCAUAUGAAGUGUUAGCAAGUUGUCUAAGGCAGGGUUUCCCAUACUCGGUCCUGCCCCCCCCCCGCCCCCCCCCCCCAAAAGCUUAAUGAGUUUGGUUAUUUGAAUCGGCUGUGUGCCGCUAGGUCAAAAACCAAAAUGUGCACCCAUGGUGGAUCCCAGCACCGGACUGUUCUCACCAUGUACACCAAUAGUGUUCCUGCUCUGCAGCCUCUGUGCAAAUGGCACACUAUUCCCUGCACAAUGUUACUACUUUUGACCAGGGUCCAUAGGAGUACACACUGUGUAUGGCAGGGGUCUCCAACCCUGUUCCUGAAGA